UGUGCCGGUGCGCUCCUAGCGGCAGAGCAGUUGAAAUCAAAAAGCAGAGAGAGAAAGAAGGAGGAUGUUGGACUGACUUGUAGUGCGACUGUACUCUUACAUCGCUUUUAUCCCAGGCUUAGUACAUGGGUCUUUUGGGAGCUGGUUCCCGUUGUAAUAAAACAACUUUUAGGGAAUGCAUGAGAGCUGAAGGCUGGUUUCCAGUCAGAGUCUCAGCCGAGCCAUGUGUUGAACUGUGGAGACACCGCUGAAUAUUUGAAAGGUGCCAGAGACGCUUCCCGAGGAACCGAAUACCUGCGAGGAAGAGCCCAGCCUGCGUUUGUUUUCAAGUGUGGACAUACAGUAGAUUAAGUCUCUCCUCUCACAGCCUGUGUGGGCUUCCGUUUGUGUAGUAGCUCAUCUUGGAGAAAUAGCAGAUAUCACGGAUGAACUCGCGGGGCAAGUAGGGACCUUACUCCGAGAGUUUGGUCUGAAGCUUUGCUGGAUAUGAACACCCCCAGCAGCUCCGGAUGACAUGCUUUGAAAUGGAGCCUCUCAAUUUGUGGACAAUGAAACUGGCUUUUGUCAGUAACUAGGACCUUUACAUAACUCCCACAAACACGGAGUAGACUUGCCUGUCAUUUUGGAAAAACAAUUUUGCAGUGGAAUCGAGGAUCUGUGCGCCCGCCGUGGAUGGUUAAUAUGCUAGUAUGGGUCCGCUAGCGUUCAUCCUUGUUGGCGGAUUACUGUAUUUUCAAGUUGAUGGAUCCCGUCUGCGCCAGGAGGAUUCCCCACCCCGGAUUGUGGAGCACCCCUCUGACCUGAUCGUCUCCAAGGGGGAGCCCGCCACCCUCAACUGUAAAGCUGAGGGACGGCCAACCCCGACAGUGGAGUGGUACAAGGAUGCAGAGCGGGUGGAAACGGACAAAGACGACCCACGUUCCCACCGCAUGCUGCUGCCCAGUGGCUCACUCUUCUUCCUGCGCAUCGUCCAUGGACGACGGAGCAAGCCGGAUGAAGGAGCCUACGUCUGUGUGGCCCGGAACUACCUGGGAGAAGCCAUCAGCCGCAACGCCUCUUUGGAAGUAGCAUUGCUGCGAGAUGACUUCAGACAGAACCCGACAGACGUGGUGGUGGCCGCAGGAGAACCAGCAAUCCUUGAGUGUGUUCCGCCCCGAGGCCACCCUGAACCCACCAUCUACUGGAAGAAAGACAAAGUGCGAAUUGAUGACAAGGAUGACAGGAUAACUAUUCGAGGAGGGAAGUUAAUGAUCUCCAACACACGAAAGAGCGACGCUGGCAUGUACAUCUGUGUGGGAACCAACAUGGUCGGAGAGAGGGACAGUGAGACAGCACAAGUCACCGUGUUUGAACGACCGACCUUCCUCCGGAGGCCCAUCAACCAGGUGGUCCUGGAAGAGGAGACGGUGGAGUUUCGCUGCCAAGUACAGGGAGACCCUCAGCCAAAUGUACGCUGGAGGAAAGACGACGUUGAUGUCCCUCGUGGAAGGUACGAGAUCAAGUAUGACAAGGAUGACUAUUUGCUGAGAGUGAAGAAGGCUUCCAUUAACGACGAGGGCACGUUUACCUGUGUGGCAGAAAACCGCGUGGGCAAGCUGGAGGCCUCCGCCACUCUCACCGUCAGAGCUCGCCCUGUCGCUGCGCCCCAGUUUGUCAUUCGCCCAAGGGACCAAAUUGUGGCUCAAGGCCGCACUGCCACCUUCCCGUGUGAAACCAAAGGAAACCCUCAGCCUGCUGUCUUCUGGCAGAAGGAGGGAAGUCAGAAUUUGCUCUUUCCCAACCAACCGCAGCAGCCCAGCAGUCGCUUCUCGGUGUCACCCGGCGGAGACCUCACCAUCUCAUCUGUGCAGCGGGCAGAUGCUGGCUACUAUAUCUGCCAGGCCCUGACUGUUGCAGGCAGUAUCCUCGCCAAGGCUCAACUCGAGGUCACAGAUGUGCUCACAGACAGGCCGCCACCAAUCAUUCGCCAAGGCCCGUCCAAUCAGACACUUGGUGCGGACAGUGUGGCUCUGUUGAAGUGCCAGGCUUCAGGAGACCCUAUCCCCUCCAUCAGCUGGCUGAAGGAUGGGGUCAGUCUGCUGGGAAAGGAUGCCCGCAUGUCCCUGCAGGAGCUGGGCAGCCUUCAGAUAAAAAACAUCAAGCUUUCAGACUCUGGAAUCUACACAUGUGUGGCCACUAGCUCCAGCGGGGAAACAUCAUGGAGUGCUUACCUGGAAGUCAAAGAAGCAGGAGGAGUGAUAGUCAUGAAAACCCAUGAUGAGAAGGAGCUUCCAGGUCCACCAUCUAAGCCUCAGGUCACUGAUGUCACUAAGAACAGCGUGUCCUUGUCCUGGCAGCCUGGGAUGGCAGGAGCAUCACCUGUCUCCUCUUUUGUCAUUGAGGCAUUCAGUCAAUCGGUGAGCAACAGCUGGCAAACAGUAGCAGACCAUGUCAAAACAAACCAGUAUACUGUGAAAGGUCUCCGGCCCAACACCAUCUACCUGUUCAUGGUCCGAGCAGUCAACACCCAGGGCCUGAGUGAUCCGAGCCCCAUGUCUGAACCUGUCAGAACACAAGAUAUAAGUCCUCCUGCUCAGGGUGUCGACCACAGACAUGUGCAGAAGGAGCUUGGUGAGGUCAUAGUUCGGCUGCACAACCCGGUUGUACUGAGUCCCACAUCCAUUCAGGUCACAUGGACGGUGGAUCGCCAGUCCCAGUUCAUUCAGGGUUACAGAGUCCUGUACAGGCAGACCUCAGGACUACCUUCCCCUGGACCCUGGCAGAUGCAGGAAGUGAAGGUCCCUUCUGAGCGCAGCGUUGUCCUCUCUGCACUCAAGAAGGGCAUUGUGUAUGAGAUCAAGGUCCGGCCUUAUUUCAAUGAGUUUCAAGGCAUGGACAGUGAAUCCAGAACAGCGCGGACGACUGAAGAAGCUCCCAGUGCCCCUCCUCAGCAGGUUACAGUCCUGACCGUGGGAAGCCAGAACAGCACCUCCAUUAGCAUCUCGUGGGACCCCCCUCCAUCAGACCAUCAGAAUGGCAUCAUCCAAGAGUACAAGAUCUGGUGUCUAGGGAAUGAGACACGUUUCCAUGUAAAUAAAACCGUGGACGCAGCCAUUCGCUCAGUGGUGGUUGGCGGCAUGCAAGUUGGAGUGGUAUACCGUGUAGAGGUGGCUGCAAGCACAAGCGCUGGGGUUGGAGUGAAGAGUGAAGCUCAGUCUAUCAGCAUCGGUAAAGAAUUCCGGGACGUCAUUAUACAUGGAAACCGGAACAACAGCAUCACAGAACAGAUCACUGAUGUGGUGAAACAACCUGCCUUUAUUGCUGGUAUUGGAGGAGCCUGCUGGGUCAUCCUCAUGGGAUUCAGCAUCUGGCUGUACUGGAGGAGAAAGAAGAGGAAGGGUCUGAGCAACUACGCAGUUCAGUCCUUCACCUUCACCCCUGCAGUGACUUUCCAGAGAGUCGAUGGUGGUCUGAUGAGCAAUGGAAGCCGGCCGGGCUUGCUAAAUUCCAGUGACCCAGGUUACCCCUGGUUAGCGGACUCUUGGCCUGCCACCAGCCUGCCAGUCAACAGCAGCUCCGGGGGACCCAAUGACCUGAGUAACUUUGGCCGAGGAGAUCUUCCCACUGGGCAAGGAGAUAAGAGUGGCACCAUGCUCUCUGAUGGAGCCAUCUACAGCAGCAUAGACUUCACCACCAAAGCCAACUACAACAGCCCUGGCCAAACAUCCCAGGCCACUCCCUAUGCCACCAGCCAGAUUCUCCACUCCAGCAGCAUCCACGAGCUGGCGGUGGACCUGCCCGAGGCCCAGUGGAAGGCCUCCCUCCAGGCCAAGCAGGAGAUGGCCAACCUGGGGUACGCCCUGCCUGACAAGAACUCCUGCAACAACACCCUCCUUUUCAUACCUGACUACCGAUUGGCCGAAGGAUUGUCUAAUAGAAUCCCACACAACCAAUCACAAGAUUUCAGCACCACCAGCUCUCACAACAGCUCAGAGCGAAGCGGCAGUCUCUCAGGUGGAAAGGGAGGGAAGAAGAAGAAGACCAAGGGUGGCUCCAAACCAACUAAAGCCAAUGGAUCCAACUGGGCCAAUGUCCCCCUCCCCCCUCCCCCUAUUCACCCACUCCCUGGCACUGAAAUGGACCUUUAUCCCAAUGAGCUUCAUGAAGGAGGAGGGUAUGAGAGCGACGGCUGGGGCCCGCCUAUGCCGGUGCAGACCUAUCUCCACCAGGGCAUGGAGGAUGAGCUGGAGGAGGAGGAAGAGAGGGUCCCCACCCCGCCCAUCCGGGGGGUUGCAUCCUCCCCGGCUGCUGUGUCCUUUGGACAACAGUCCACAGCCACCCUCACCCCUUCCCCUCGGGAGGAGAUGCAGCCCAUGCUCCAGUCACAUUUGGAUGAACUGACCAGAGCAUACCAAAUGGACAUGGCAAAACAGUCAUGGCACAUGCAAGUGGGCUCUCUCCCCCCCCAGGCUCCAGCUCCUCCAUUGGGCUACGUGUCGAGCACAAUGGUUUCUGACCUGGAGACUGACGUACCUGAUGAAGAUGAGGAGGAGGAAGAGGAAGAGGAGGAGGAUGAAGGCUAUGGAGCCAGGCAUCCCCGCGGCAUUGAGCACACACCAGGGUCUAGCAUGGACAACCUGGACAGCUCUUUAACAGGGUCCAUGGUGAAUGGGUGGGGCUCAGCCUCGGAGGAUGACCGUAAUUUCUCCAGCCAUAGGUCCAGUUACGGCAGUUCGUCCGACGGCUCCAUCUUUACCCAAUGCAGCUUUGCCCAGGCCCUGGUGGCCGCUGCAGACAAGGCAGGCUACCAGCUGGAGGGCACUAGCCUCAGCAAGAGAGGUAAAGGCUUGUCCCACAGGCCCCGGCCCAGCAGUCCCUUCUCAACAGAUGGCAGCACAGUGGGCUCACACAGCCUGGGCCACCAGAGGGCCACCAGGCCCACACGCAAACCCCGAAGCCAGGGGACAGCACCUCCCCGCAGAGAUGCUGGUGGAGACGACCUACCUCCUCCCCCUGAGCCUCCUCCCUCUCAGGGGCAGGGGCGGGUCCAGGGGGCCCGCAGUGUGGCACCGCCCCCAGAUGGGAAGGCUUCAUCUCUGGAGUGCCCGCCUAUGUCUGAGCUGGAGGAAAUAAAGAGCAACAUUGACAGACAGACACGCACUACUCUGGAACAUCAUCGCCAGGCUCAGGACAGGCUGGGCUCCAUGGAGCGAGCCGAGGAGGGGCGCAGGGGACACAAAACAGAGGAUGGGUGCCUGCCAUACAACAAACCCUCCUUCCCCUCUCCUGGCGGCCACAGCUCCUCCGGCACCGCCUCCUCUAAGGGCUCCACAGGGCCACGCAAGGCCGAGGGGCCCCGACAGCCUCAACAGUGGACCGCCACAGAGCACGCUGAAUUCCUGGGGACCAAUGGACAGGGACAGUACUCGGGAGAAUUAUAGUGGUCUGCCUUGGAUUUGACCUGGAGAGCAGCCGCUCUGUCCUGGAGAGCAUGACGCCCUCGUUGUCGGGCUACGAACUUUGCCAUUAUUUGUGUGCCCUCGGAGAGAAGGAGUGCAGCAGAGGGCGGUGUCACAGAACUGUAAAUGCGAUGUAUAGACACAGACAUACUGUACAUCUCACUAUGUUUUCGUCCUCAAGAAAAUAUUUUCCACCUCCUACCUUACUGUAAUUUUUGUUUUGUUAGAAAAAAGCAAGUAAAAAAAAAAAGAAACAAUCUAUACAAGAACACAUUUUCUGGUAACUGCCCUUGGGAGAAAGGGCAUUUUGUUUCCUGUAAAUAUAUUCUUUACCAUGUUGUUGCAUUGCUAUGCAGGCCUAAUUCAGUUUGAGCUUUUGAUUUCCAUAUACAGAAACGGUUGGUUUUAUCUGGUUAUUUGUAUUAUAUGUGAAUUGAGUGGCUGCUGUGCCAUAAAAUAAUUGUUUUAUAAUCCAUUGUUUGUUAAUAGUUACCUUUUUAAUUAUUAUCAUUAUUAUAAUUAUUGUUUUUGCACUGCAAUUUUUGGUGAUAAGCACAAAAAACAUAGCUCCUGCUGACAUGAAGAACCGGAAGGACCGGAAGGUGAAGAGGAGUUCCUGUACUGUAAAGUAAAGAGAAGAAAUUAUAUAAUGUACAGAGAGAUAUUAAAGAGUACGGCUUUGCUCACAGACAGCUACAAAUAAGGCACCCAUUUCCAUAGUUGAGAGUAAAUGGGGCAGCAGACACACGAGGGUCCCCAGGGUCUGAGGGCAGAUAUGAGGCUGGAGAGCUGUGCACAGAGGAUACUGUAUUACUGUUGCUGACCUUGUUAAUUACUGAAUUCCCAAUUAACUGUCCAGAAAAACCAAUAGUUUAAUAACAGAAAUGUAGUGUUAAAUGCUUUGGACAACAUAUACAGACUAUGGGUCUUUUUCAAGUUGUUUUUAUGAUUUACUGCGUAAAUAAUUUAACUACACUGAGUUUACGCUGCUCUUUUAGUAUACAACAGCACACUAACCAUAAAACAGAGUCAGUGAAAUCUGUCCACAUGCUGUACUUUAGUCAUUGCACUUACAGAGGCAGAUUUAUGAUUCUUCUAUAGCCUUAACAGGUAAGCAGACAUCACACUUGGGAUUAGUAGCAAUGAUACUCCCAAACCUGCAUUAAAUAUCAGCGGAGCAACAUCAUUUGUUUACAUCUUUUAUGUUUUGAAUUUUAUGUCUUUAGUUCCAUCAUUUUAAUAUUGUUUGCUUUUCAGAGCACUUACUGUUUUAUGUUUUUUAUAUUAUUUGUUCAGUAUCGUCCAGAUAAGUGCUGUUAAAAUUAGUUCUCUAUUAAAGCAUUUGUUGCUCUAAAGGUUGGUGCCUCAACUACCAAUACACUAUGGUCGGCACAGCCUUAGAAAAAAAGUGUGUGUAUGAUUUACAAUGUAGCUUUGAUUCAAUGUUUGAAUUCAAACGAUAAAGUGAUAAUGGAGAAAAGCCUUGUAUUUUAAUAGCCUCUGCCUCCAUAUCUACAGCCACAGUGUUGAGCAGCGAACUUUCUACUUUCUAUCUGCCUGACCGUCACAAAACACCCACUUAUCAUCUGCCGCUUUCAACUUCUCAUCCUUUGAAUUGCAAUUUUGUGUCUUUCAAGACAGGUUUAUUAUUGGUUGUCCUUUUUUAGUGAAAGCUUGUUUCUUUUGUAUGCCUUUUACGGACUCCAAAUCGCUGCUUACAAACAUGUUUUCAAUAUUACUGUUCAGGAUUUUUGUGGUUCAAUGACUGUUUGUUUUUGUCUUUUUUGUACUGCUAAUGUUGAUAAAAGGGGGGUGGAAACGAAAGGCCGUCAGAAGCUGUUGUACUGUUGUCGUCAUGCCAUUGUCAUUUUAUAUCAUCCACCCAGUGGCCAGUGUUCUGGAAAUGAGGUGCAAAGAGUAUCUCAGGUUAUUUUACAUUCUGGUGGUGUUUAUGUAUGUGUAUAUAUGUGUAUAUAUCCAUACGCAUCUCCACUUGAUUAUGCCAUUCCAUUUUCAUUGACAAAAAUAUCCCUCUCAUGUCCAAUUCUGUCGUCCCCUCUUUUUCUUUUCUGCUGUGGAUUUUGAUUCUGAGUAUAAUGUGCUGGUUCAUCCAACUUAAGACAAGAUGUCAGUAAAAGAACAUACCAAAUUAAGAUUGAUAUUUCUAAUGUCUAAUGCGUUUUAGUGUCUCUUUAAUACUCAUUGUUUUCUUUUAAAUCACAGUGUCGUUUUGUAUUUAUUAAAAUGAUAAUAAAAGUAUAUUGUGAAAUAUGCAUAAAGAUUGGUGGAAUAUAAAAUGUGUUUUUUUGUUCCUUGUAAAGUUUGCUGUCCGAGCCGAGCAGCGAGGCCAUAAAGAGAUGAUGGCACACUGUGCUCACGGCGCGGUGCAAUGCCUUGUCAGUAGUUGCUGAGUCACUCUUCGUCCUGCAUGUUCACCACACUGCUCCUCUCAUGUCCAAACUAAGGCAACUUAAAACCCUUUUGAACACAAGGAGCAAAAAUGCUCACAAUUUGCUUGUCAAGACAAUAGAGAAAAUGUCUUUUUGGAAGGAUGAAAGUACUUUCACUUUCCCUCUCUUGUGUUCAUUUUCUCAAUAUUCUUGAUUCUUUGUAGCCUAUCUGUGUGUUGCCUUUUUGCUAUAAAAGAGGAUUAAAAAGUGACUUAAAAAGA
Gymnodraco acuticeps is the source of this 8109-nucleotide messenger RNA. It is a transcript of the gene robo2, whose product is annotated as roundabout, axon guidance receptor, homolog 2 (Drosophila). The record is from RefSeq and is a predicted model, not a curated record. Bases 690 to 5420 code for a protein of 1576 amino acids. NCBI's taxonomy places the organism in Eukaryota, Metazoa, Chordata, Actinopteri, Perciformes, Bathydraconidae. Gene Ontology annotation, molecular function: protein binding. The transcript has 31 exons.